GGCUCACUCGGGAUCAAUAUGCCUACUUAAGGUGGCCGCGGAGCCAGAAAAAGAUUGCUCCUUUCUCACACCUCAUCAACCACUUCCAUCGGCUCAGCUUCUCUACCUUCUUCCUUUUCAAUCCUUCAACUCUCAACAGCUGGGCUGUUUUUUUCUUCUUCACUUGCGGCUUGUCUGUCUUUCUCUCGAAGGUCACCACCUCCAUCUCCAUCAAUACCGUCACAAUGUAUUUCAAGGCCGCGGUCCUCUUCUCCCUCCUCGCCUCCUCCUUCGCGCUCCCAACCGGCAGCGUGGACCGCACAGUCAAGCGGGGAGUUCUUUCCGUCCAGGACUACUCGGAAUUUCAGGUCUCGGACGGCGUUGCCGGCAAUGCCCUGGCCGAAGUGAACGCCAAGUUCCCAAUCGACACGUCCAAUUUGGCUUCCGUCAGCGACGAGGAUCUCGAAAUCCUCAAGGCGGCACGCAAGACGGCCGAGGCGGCCGAGACAAAAGCCGGAGGCUUCAACGAAGCCAUCAAGGCUGCCGGAGGCACCAAGACGACCGACGGCCAGGCGCUCCAGAACGGCAAGAUCAAGAACAAGGUGUUGAAGCUGCAGCUGCAGGUCCUCGCGCUGCAGAUCGAGGCCGCCAAGGGCAAGGACACGGCCGCGAAACUGGCCGAGGAGCAGAAGAAGUUGGACAAGAACGUCCAGCUUGACAAGGAGGCCGCCGGUCAACGGAGCCAGAGUGUGAACUUCCAGGGAACCAGUCAGCCGUAAAGUUUUUUCUUAAGGGGUAGUGGAGGCGCGGACAGUUCUGGAAACUGCCGCCGAAUGGAAAUUCAAAGCCCCCGACGUGCCCAUCGGUUAG
Molecule: messenger RNA, 849 nt
Organism: Thermothelomyces thermophilus ATCC 42464
Lineage: Eukaryota; Fungi; Ascomycota; Sordariomycetes; Sordariales; Chaetomiaceae
Exons: 2
Coding region: 225-758 (177 amino acids)
Source: RefSeq, a predicted model, not a curated record